AUGGCUAAUAUUUCACUGUAUCAUCAACUCAGCAGGUUUCUAUGUUCCGCAAUCAACAUCAUCAGCUGCAUCUACCUCGUUCUAUACAUCCUCUCCCUCCGCUAUUACCACAACCUUAGCUAUCGCGAUCCCACGUCCUUCUUCUUCGACCCCGACCGUGCCUACGCAAGACAGUACUCUACCAAGCGAAUUGCCGAAGCCGAAGCACCACACGAAGCGCAACCAACAGUAUGCGUAGGCAUCGUGACAAUCCGUCGGCGGGGCGACCAAUACGUCGGAUUGACAGUGGCAUCACUCCUAGACGGCCUCAGCGACUCCGAGAGAACUCAGAUCCUCUUGUACCUCCGCGUGGGCAACACCGACGCGACAGAGCACCCGAUCUUCGCAGAGAAAUGGGUGGAAACGCUCCCCGACCAAUGGGAGGCCGGCGGCUGGUAUCGGAACAGAUCCAUCUACGAUUUCACAGCGUUGAUGCAGAGCUGCUACGAGACCGGCGCCGAAUACAUCGCCAUGAUCGAAGACGACACCCUGGCCGUCAAGGGCUGGUUCCCGGCUGCGUUGCAAGCGCUCGGCACCGUUCAGGAACGGGCCGCCCGUCGAGGGCAGGAGUGGUUGUACCUUCGACUGUUCUACGUUGAUGGCCUGCUGGGCUGGAAUGCCGAGGAAUGGCUGCAUUACCUCGCUUGGUCAUUCAUAGUCUGGGCGGUGCUUACAGGGAUAAUGGUCGUCUCUAAGAAACGAGUGUUCAAGACGCAGCUCUGGCGUCUACCGGCUUGUGCGAUCUGGUUAGCCUCCUGCGUCCUCAUACCCGCUGCCAUUGCCCUGCAUUUCAUGGCUGGCAGGCAGACCAUGUGGCCCAUCUCCGCCGGCGUGCAUGAGAUGAACAAGUACGGUUGUUGCUCGCAGGGCCUGGUUUUUCCUCGAUCGAUCGUCCCGCGCUUCUUGGAGCAGACAGAUUUGACGACCGACUGGCUGGUUGAUAUGAUGAUUGAGACUAUUGCGGACCGCCAGCACUGGACGCGCUGGGCCGUAGUGCCGCCGUUGCUGCAGCAUAUCGGCGCGACGAGCUCGAAGGGGUAUGGGUUUGACAACUCUGCGAAGACGAUAUGGAAUUUCCGGUUUGAGGAGUAUGAUAGAUAG
Aspergillus homomorphus CBS 101889 is the source of this 1140-nucleotide messenger RNA. RefSeq lists its product as uncharacterized. Gene Ontology annotation, cellular component: Golgi membrane. The transcript has 3 exons. Gene Ontology annotation, biological process: GPI anchor biosynthetic process. The coding region runs from base 1 to 1140 and encodes 379 amino acids. The record is from RefSeq and is a predicted model, not a curated record. Lineage: Eukaryota; Fungi; Ascomycota; Eurotiomycetes; Eurotiales; Aspergillaceae. Gene Ontology annotation, molecular function: glycosyltransferase activity.